GCGUUGGCUUGUGUCAUGAAGAAGUCUUGCAGGCUCUCAGUUUGUUCCCGUGGCUUCAACAGAUCUCCACAGUGUUGUGGCCGUGCCUGCAUGCAUGUGGUUACAGAGAAAUCUUUUUCACACUUGCAGGGAACGCAUGCGCGGAGAGGAAACCAACUGGUUUGUGUCAAGUCGGAGGCAGACGGAUGUGAUCGAGCUGAAAAUCACCUGUAUUCUGGCAUUCAUGGUGACACAUCCAUGGGCUCAGAGCGGGCGGAGAUGCGCAAGAGACAGAUGCAGGUUCAUCAGGAAGCAGCUGCCAGUGUCCUUCAAGCGCGCCACAAAAUGGGAAACACCCCCACCAACGCUUCAAACGCCUGCUGCUUCUGCUGGUGCUGCUGCUGUAGCUGCUCCUGCUUGACUGUUAGAGGUGAUGAAGAAACCGUACAGAGGUCAACGUUUGAGCAGCAGCCAGAAGGAAACUCCAAUUGUGAAGAAAGCCCAAAACCCACUGUGGACGAAGCUCGCUCCUGGGCGGUGUCGUUUGAGAAGCUGAUGAAAAGCGGAGCUGGGCGAAGCUGCUUCAGGCAAUUCCUGAGGACGGAGUUCAGCGAAGAGAACAUGAUGUUCUGGCUUGCUUGCGAGGAUCUGAAAAAAGAGACAAACAAGACUGUGGUGGAGGAGAAAGUCCGCCAAAUAUAUGAGGACUUCAUCUCCAUUCUGUCGCCAAAAGAGGUCAGCUUGGACUCCCGCGUACGAGAGGUGAUAAACCGCAACAUGCUGGAGCCGACCUCAUGCACGUUCGACGACGCUCAGCAGCAGAUCUACACGUUGAUGCAGAGAGACUCGUACCCUCGCUACAUUAACUCGCCUGCGUACACAGAUCUGCUGAACAGCUUGGAGGAGCCUCCCCCCGAGCCAUAAACUCUCUCCACUGCCACACCGUUAGCUUUUCAGCGCAUGCAUCCCCCCCAAACACACACAUACUCAAACAAAUGGAGGAGCUUUUGUGUAAAAAGUCAAGAGACCAGCUAUUUAGAGAAAGACAGACAGGAAAAUGAACCCAGCUGAAAGCCAGUCUUUAUCCAGCUGAUAACUGCUGUUUAUUUCCGCAUGAUUAGUGGAUUUCCAAAUCCUUCAGAGCAACCAAGAACAAAAGCUAGGUUUGGCAUCUGUUACUGUAUUUGUUCAGAAAACAUAUCUAUAUUUUUAUACAUAUAUAAAUAUAUAUAAAUAUAUUCCCUAGCGCUUGACAUUGCACUUUUCUACCUUAUUUAAAGCGGGAAAGCAUGUAUCUGUGAGCACUGCAUUUGUAUUUAGGUAUAUUGUGAGCCUUAAUGCAUAUUCAGUUCUUGUAGAAACCUGUAGGUUUUAUUUAAAUGUACCUUAGGAAGAAAGGAAAGUGCCUUGGAUCAACAUCUUCUACACAAGCACCUUUUAGUCCGACGUGAACGGUGCGACAAUGACUUCACAUGUUGGUGCUUUCAGCUCUUCUCAAAGAUAAAUAUAUGAAAGGUUUUUACAACUCGACGAGCUGAUACCCAGAGAUCAAUCUCGUCUGUGUGUUUCAAUACUGUGAUAUUAGUUAUAUAUUUAAUUUCAACAGAACAGGGAAAAAUAUGCUGAAUACAUGACCAUGAACACUGAUAUAUUUAUGUAUGAUUAAAAAAAAAAACAAAAAAAGGGAAUUUGUGUGAAAUAGCUAUCUGAAUUCUCACGAAUUAAAUAAAGCACAAUCAUAUGUUCUUGCUCUCAUUUGAUAUGAGCAUUAA
This is a messenger RNA of Xiphophorus hellerii (green swordtail), 1751 nucleotides long. Its product is annotated as regulator of G-protein signaling 20-like. The record is from RefSeq and is a predicted model, not a curated record. Bases 16 to 903 code for a protein of 295 amino acids. The transcript is spliced from 5 exons. NCBI's taxonomy places the organism in Eukaryota, Metazoa, Chordata, Actinopteri, Cyprinodontiformes, Poeciliidae.